UUUAUUUCCUGUUUUUGAGCUGUGACUGUAAAGGGCCUCAGCUAGUGGAGACAUGCAGGAAGCCUGCACAAGGUUUUGGAGAGGAUAUUUGAGUCGCUUUUUUGGAAUUCUCACUUUUGCUCCAUAACCAACUUGUAUUACCAAAGCUCACAGCAGCUGUGCUAAGCCAAGCUUUAUGAGAAAGCAGAGUACCCUUUUGGAGGGGGAUAUCGGUACUGAUUUUAUAUCCCUCUGUCAUUUUAUAGUCAAAAGAGGGAGAAAAGCCGUACAAAAGUCGCCGCGACAGGCCGAGCCGUCCUGCAUCAGCCGCGCUGCCUCCCGCCAUCUUUGCCCCCGGCCGCUGAGCGGCCCCGAGCAGCCCUUAACGGUCGGGGAGAGGAGGCGCGCGGCCGCCCCGCCUCCACCGCCGACGGUCGGUGGAGGCCUGAAGCACCGCCUCAGCGCUUCCGCGGCAGCGAGGCGUGCGGCAUCUUCUGUUGCGCUCCGGGCUCCCGCAGCGGCCAUGGGGUACGCCGCCGUGCUGCUGCUGCUGCUGAUGGCGGCGGAGGGGGCGGCCGCGGGCGGCCCGGAGGUGCACAGCCUGCGGGGCAGCUGGUGGCUGUGCAACGGGAACGGCUCGCUGUCGCUCCGAGGGGAGGUGCCGGGUUGCGUGCACACCGCCCUGCACCGCCGGGGCCUCAUCCAGGAUCCGUACAGUAGAUUUAAUGAUGUGAUGUACAGAUGGAUCUCACUGGAUAACUGGACUUACAGCAGGACAUUCAAAACUCCUUUUGACGUCAGAAAGUGGCAGAAAGUGAAUUUGGUUUUUGAGGGAGUAGAUACAGUAGCAGACAUCUUGCUCAACAACGUCACUCUUGGGAGAACAACCAACAUGUUCAACAGAUAUAGCUUUGAUAUUACCAGCACGAUCAAGGAGGUCAAUUUUAUUCAAGUCCAUUUCAUAUCGGCCAUUUCAUAUGCUGCAGAGCGGAGCAGCUGUCACAAAGCAUACAGUGUUCCCCCGGCGUGCCCUCCACCUGUGCAGAAAGGCGAGUGCCAUGCUAAUUUCAUCAGAAAGGAGCAGUGUUCAUUUAGUUGGGACUGGGGCCCUUCUUUUCCCACUCAAGGAAUCUGGAAAGAUGUGAGGAUCGAGGCCUAUAACCAUUAUCACUUGAUUUACUUUUCUUUAACUCCUUUCUUUGUGAGGAGAACUCAGCAGUGGAGUCUUGAAAUCGAAUCCAUCUUUAAUGUAGUCAGCUCCAAGCCAAUUGCAGGUCUUGCAACUGUGAACAUUCCCAAAUUGCAAACUCAGCAAACAUACAGUGUGAAGCUGCAGCCUGGAGAAGGCAGUAUUGUGCUGCUUGUAAACAUCAACAAGAACUCUACAGUAGAACCUUGGUGGCCAAAUGGACAUGGAAAACAAAUUGGAUACAAUGUGACAACAACUUUCAUCAUGGAAGCAGGAUACCAAAUUGAGAAAAUUUCAAAGGCCUAUUUUCGGACAGUAGAACUUGUUCAGGAGCCUAUUCCUGGGUCUCCAGGUCUGAGUUUCUACUUCAGAAUCAAUGGCCUACCUAUUUUCAUGAAGGGCUCAAAUUGGAUUCCAGCAGAUUCUUUCCAGGAUAGAGUGACCUAUAACACAUUAUGGCUACUCUUGAAGUCUGCAGCAGAUGCUAACAUGAAUGCACUUCGGAUUUGGGGAGGAGGAAUAUAUGAGCAAGAUGAUUUCUACGAUAUUUGCGAUGAACUAGGAAUAAUGAUUUGGCAGGACUUUAUGUUUGCAUGUGCACUGUAUCCAACAGACCAGGAUUACUUGGAAUCAGUAAGAGCAGAAGUUUCUCAUCAGGUAAGGCGGUUAAAAUCCCAUCCAUCAGUUGUUCUGUGGAGUGGUAACAAUGAAAAUGAAGCAGCAAUUGCAAGUAACUGGUUCUCCAUACCACAUGCUGACAGAGAAGUCUAUAUCAAAGAUUAUGUGAUACUUUAUGUGAAGAACAUCAGAGAAAUAGUUCUUGCUGAAGAUAAGAGUCGUCCUUUUGUUGUAUCCAGUCCUACCAACGGUUUGGAGUCAAUUAAAGAAGGCUGGCUCUCCGAGAAUCCUUAUGAUACGCAUUAUGGUGACACUCACUUCUAUGACUACAGCAGUGACUGCUGGAACUGGUCAGUGUAUCCUAAGACUCGUUUUGCUUCAGAAUAUGGAUUUCAAUCCUGGCCAUCUUUCAGUACGCUGGAAAAGGUUUCCUCCACUGAGGACUGGUCAUACACGAGCAAUUUUUCUCUCCAUCGACAGCACCAUGAAAAUGGCAAUGACCAGAUGCUUCAACAGAUUGGAUAUCAUUUCAAGCUUCCCCAGACCGCAGAUCCCAUUAAAAAGUUCAAAGAUAUGAUUUACCUCACUCAGGUGAUGCAGGCUCAGUGCGUAAAGACGGAAACUGAAUUCUAUCGUUCUAGUCGAAGUGAAAUAAUCAAGGGGGAAGGACACACAAUGGGCGCUCUGUAUUGGCAACUCAAUGACAUCUGGCAGGCACCUUCAUGGUCUUCCUUGGAGUAUGGUGGAAAGUGGAAACUGCUCCAUUAUUUUGCCCAAAACUUCUUUGCUCCACUGCUGCCUGUGGCCUAUGAAGGUAACGGUGUGUUGUACAUGUAUGGUAUCUCAGAUUUUCACACAGACCACAAGCUGACUCUGAAGCAGGUCAUUGUGAACUCAUGGAGUUCUCUGGAGCCAGUAUGCACUCUUGUCAAAGAUGGUGUGACCGUUAAAGCACAAAGUGCUGUUUCCAUCUACAAGGAGUCCAUAAAUGCCUUGCUGGAAAGAUGCAGAAAUUGUACCAGGAAAAGCUGUGUUGUUACUUUUUACCUUGUGGGAGAAGAUGGACUCCAGAGUCCAAUGAAUCAUCACUUCCUUUCAUCCCUGAAGGAUGCUGUAGGAUUGGAAAAGACGCAACUUAGUGCCACUGUAUCCCAACAAGAUGAUGUUUAUAUAUUUGAUCUUCAGACUACUGCAAUUGCUCCUUUUGUUACUCUGGAUGUAGGGAGUAUAAAAGGCAGGUUUAGUGAUAAUGGUUUCCUCAUGACGGAAAAGAAGAAAGUGGUUAUUUUUUAUCCUUGGGAGCCUACCAGUGUUGAAGAACUAGAAAAGUCAUUCACCCUGACAUCUUUGAUGGAGGUUGCCUGAUGAUUUUGUUCUAGACAACAAGACAGGGAGAGGAAAAACUCAGAAGAAUUUGACUGUAGUUGAGGUGACAUACGAGAUGAGAUGACUGAAUGUUUUGUUCUGUCUUGUGUGAAUUUUAACUGAUGGUUCAAUGUAAAGAUACCAACAACAAGGCUUGCUUAUAAUAUACAUGAUGCGUUGCAAGUAAGGCUUUCUCAGGUAAUUGGAGAAUUAACGUCUCACACAAAAUGGGAGGGGUUAGUUGGUGUAAGAGUCUUCCGAUUCAAGUAAAGAAAUUACUGGGUUGUAGUUCUCUCCUAAGUCAAAGGCAACAUAGAUAUGCACCUCUAGACUGUGUUUGUAAAAAUAUAUAUUUUUUCCACUUUCACAAUGCUAUAAGUGAAAAAUCAUCCUAGGACAACCAGAAGGUAAGGAGGAAGGGCAUGGAAUGAAGCUGAGACCUCCUCCACAGGCCCACCAAAGGAGUGGAACAGUGCAUUUUUUUUUUUUACCUGGCUCCCACUUAGAGUGGUUUGUUACAUCUAUUUUAGUCCUUGCCCCAUUGGAUCUAUGGCUGUCGCUCUAGGCGGUGUCCUGCCUGCCUCCUGCAAGGUAAGCUUCUAAGUAAGCCUGAAAUCUGUCUAGUCAUGGCGCAACCUUGAGAAGCUUCCCUACUUGAGGGCAGAUCUUGUUGUACAGCUUGUUGCCAUGCAGGAGAGCUCAAGGGGCUAUCUGUCUGCUCACCAUUUAUGGGGGGAGGUGAUUGAGUCAGAGUCAAAUCUUGUUCUUAGGUGCAUGCUCAACUGGCCCUCAGCUGUUGAACCAGGUGUUUGCUAUCAAUUCUUUCAGCCCCCCAGUUUUAGACAGAUUUGUGGUCAUUAAUCUGGUUGCUUGUGCAAGGCCUUAUAUGUGAGGCUAGGCUGAAGAACAAAGUUGGGAGAAAGAAAGAAAGGGGGAAGCACACCAUCACACGAGGCUCCCGGUCUUUGUGUACCGCUGCCUCAUUUAAGUCCCUCUGCGUGCUCCUCAUGGCAGUGUCAAUAGGGGGCCUGGAGGUGUUCAAGAAACAUAUAGAUUUGGUGCACAGGGACAUGGUUUUAGUGGGCGUGGUGGUGACAGGUUGACAGUUGGAUAUUAGAAGUCUUUUCCAACCUUAAUUAUUAUACGGUUCUCAGACAGCUGUAGUCAGAAACUUUGCUCGUGUGGAUUCCUGCUUAGUGUGGCAUGGUACAAGAUGUGCCUGGCUGUGGGAAGAGGAAUUGGAGAAGAGUUGGCAAAGGUGCAAAGCGAAAGGAAGCAACAGAGAAAAUAAAUGGUUAUUGAGAGGACCACAGAGUUAGAAUUGUCUCCUUUUUCUCUGCUAGAUGCAUAGUGCAGGGAUCGAUGUUCUCACUUGUGCAUUGCUGCUACCUCCUGGCACUCCUUGUGAGUUGCCAGUGCCCCACUGUGGGCCUCCUCUCCUUCCAGAGGAGUUGGCUUAGCUUUGUUUAUCAAGCAAAUUCUGUCAUAAUUCUGUUUUGUGUGUGUUUGUUUGUUCUUAACCUCUUGUGUGUGUAUUACCUCUAAAAUAUUAUAUGGACAUCAUCAAAGGAAAACCUAAA
Messenger RNA from Numida meleagris (helmeted guineafowl), 4731 nucleotides. It is a transcript of the gene MANBA, whose product is annotated as mannosidase beta. The coding region runs from base 176 to 3151 and encodes 991 amino acids. The transcript is spliced from 17 exons. Gene Ontology annotation, molecular function: beta-mannosidase activity. NCBI's taxonomy places the organism in Eukaryota, Metazoa, Chordata, Aves, Galliformes, Numididae. The record is from RefSeq and is a predicted model, not a curated record. Gene Ontology annotation, biological process: carbohydrate metabolic process; glycoprotein catabolic process.